AUGACGGAGGAAGAUGUCAUCGCAUACCCCGUGCAGCCUUUCGACCACAAAUCCUAUCCGGUGAUCUCAGGAAAGACAAAGGCGAGAAGCAGGAAGAGGAGAAGUAGAACCUUCAGCAAAACCAGUGAGGACGUUAACAUUUUUAGAGCUGCUGAUGAUGAUCAUGCAGAGGAUCAGUGUCCACAAACUUCUAAGAGUGAUGCUGAUUUGAUAAAUGAUGGUUCAGAAGAGAAGUUCAGUGAGUUGAUAAGGCGUUUGAUAGCUCAGAAAGAAAACGAGGUAGAGAGCUGCAAUAACCUUGAGGUGAUUCUAAAGAAGAAUCAUUCCUAA
Messenger RNA from Eruca vesicaria subsp. sativa (arugula), 330 nucleotides. The record is from the annotation of a GenBank genome assembly. Lineage: Eukaryota; Viridiplantae; Streptophyta; Magnoliopsida; Brassicales; Brassicaceae.